CACACUGCACUGAUACUGAUUAUGACAGGCCUGCUUCUUCUUGUACGAAUAAUAAAAUUGUAGUGUUCUGGACUGUCGACUCGAGGUAGCUAGCUGUCGUGUCGAAUGUCGUUACAACUAGAGUUGAUUUUCUGUGAAGGUGACUAGCAGUAGUACGAUCACAAGGUUCGUUCGCAUCAGUGAGGAAGUAAGUCUUAUGUUCCAACACUAUAAAUUUGGCUUCCUCUGAAAAUAAUUAAUUUGGAAAUUAUACGACUUUUAUACUCAUUGAUGCCAGUAUUGAGUGCAUGUACAACGAAUAGUGUACAAAGUAGCUUUUCUUGAUUCGAUUUGUCCUCUGAAAAUGUCUGACCAAAUUGCCCAUGAAACAACCAUGGCAUUGGAGGUGUCCCCUUCGCAACAGCAAAAGUCUGAAUCGUUUUCUGCCGUGAGUCUAGAUGAGGAGCAGGGUACCGGAAUUCCAGGGGUAAAGCUUGAGGAGACCGAGGUCCAAGAAACGACAGCUCCGCCAGUGGCUCAGGCGUUGCAGCGUUUGAAGCUGGCCACAGAGACUCGCUUGAGGUGCACCAAGCAGAUCCUCUCAGAGAGAUUCGGAAAGGGAACUCGAACUGUGGAUGCCCAGUUGGAUGAAAGGAUUGCUACCCUGAGGGAAACACAGAGAAAGUAUGCAUUGAUUUUGACCAUUGUGCGGAGGCUGUCAACCCAAGUGAGGGCAUCCAUGGAAACCCAACAGACUCUUGGCGACAUGUUUGCUGAGUACUCAGUUCACACUCCGGAGCUGCUGGAGGAGUUCAAACGCAACAGCGACGUACAGCGCCAGGUGUCGCGCAAUGGCGAGUCAUUGCUAGCAAUCAUGUUGACGUUUGAGAGCAGCCUGGACACCCUAUCGUGCAAGACCAUAGAGGAUACGCUGCUGAAAGUGAAAGAAUACGAGAGUGCAAGACUGGAGUAUGAUGCGUUUAGAACCGACCUGGAACAACUCCGUGCGUUCAAGGUACAAAACCCAGGCAACACUGGAAAGGCACUGAAGCUGGAGCGAGCCGAGGCUGACUUUGAGAUUCACCGUAGCCGGUAUGACAGGAUGAGAAGUGAGCUGGCGAUCAAGCUGCAGCUGCUGGACGAGAACAAGACCAAAGUGAUGCAGAACCAGCUUGUUCUCUUCCACAACGCGUGCUGUGCGUUCUACACCUCCGACGCCACUGCUCUUGCCGAGUGCUUGCAGAAGUUCCACAUCAAGCUGCCGCCAUCAGACCGUACUGCUGCCGCUUCGAAGGACAGUGCCAAAUUCACAUUGCUACCCGUCGCAGCAGAGGAUAGCGCCAAGUCGGACGGCUCGGCAACAGACAAAGUCACACCUCGGUUUUAGUUCACUCGGUGUGCUGUAUAUUUCAACCCAUUCGCUAUGAUUUUGCGCAUCUGGCUUUUAACCAUUUUUAUCUUCGUUUUGCUGUGCUUUUGUAUACUUUAACUGGCGUAAGAAAUAAUAUGAUGGCUUUUUCCCAUCCUUGAUUCUCAAUGGCUAUUUUCUACUUUUUGCUAUUCCCUCAAUUCUACUUUCAACGUAUAUGUACCUGCUAUUUUCCGCACCCCCCCCCCUGUAUAUAUGUAUGAUAUUCCGAUGCUGGAUGGCUCUGUGUGGCUACUUGUAUUCUGCGCUGCUUCUGCCUUGGCCACAUUCCCGUACACCUCUGCAUUCCCAUACUGCUAGCUAGUGUGUCAGCAGAGGAUCAUAGCUAUCUCUGCGUGCUCAGACAUCGACCCACGUGUCGGCAGCAGCUUGGAGUACCUGUGCUCUAGGUGUUUUAGUCUCUUGCUAUCCCACAACCCGCCAUCACCUUUCUUUCUCGUCAUAUCCAUGAGAAGAAGGUAAUGCAGCGGGUCUUCAUUUCCUAUUCUCUAUUCUACUUUCAUCAAUAGACUUACUAAUUCUUGUAGGUUGCUGUGUGGGGACACCCCACUAAACUGUAGUUUUUGUUGUUGGUGUGCCGAAGCUCUCAAGCUAUUCCUUUAAAAGAAAACUUUCACACUCCA
This is a messenger RNA of Sycon ciliatum, 2031 nucleotides long. RefSeq names its product arfaptin-2-like. NCBI's taxonomy places the organism in Eukaryota, Metazoa, Porifera, Calcarea, Leucosolenida, Sycettidae. The coding region runs from base 344 to 1366 and encodes 340 amino acids. Gene Ontology annotation, biological process: regulation of Arp2/3 complex-mediated actin nucleation; intracellular protein transport. The transcript has 2 exons. The record is from RefSeq and is a predicted model, not a curated record. Gene Ontology annotation, cellular component: trans-Golgi network membrane. Gene Ontology annotation, molecular function: phospholipid binding; protein domain specific binding.